Messenger RNA from Arachis duranensis, 444 nucleotides. RefSeq names its product probable methyltransferase PMT2. NCBI's taxonomy places the organism in Eukaryota, Viridiplantae, Streptophyta, Magnoliopsida, Fabales, Fabaceae. Gene Ontology annotation, cellular component: cytoplasm; trans-Golgi network; endosome. The record is from RefSeq and is a predicted model, not a curated record. Gene Ontology annotation, molecular function: methyltransferase activity. The coding region runs from base 1 to 444 and encodes 147 amino acids. The transcript has 5 exons.
AUGGAUACUUGUUUGGUAAAGCCUCCUGUCAAAGAAAUCACACAGCCGAUUGACCUGCAGCUUCACAGUGAUGUGCGGGCAAUGGAUCGUGCUGAGUUUGAUCAUCAGGUUGCAGAAAAAUUGAGUUUGAUAGAGCAGUACAAAUUGGAGAAGGAGAGGCAACAAAAGCUGGAGUACUUGGAGGAGAGGAGGAUUAAGGAUCUUGUGAAGAAGCACUCGGAUAUGAAUGCUGGGUUGGGUAGUUUUGCUGUGGCUAUUCAAUCUCCCAAGUUAUGGGUCAUGAACGUUGUGCCUACCAUAGCUGAGAAAAGUACCCUGGGGGUCAUAUAUGAGCGCGGCUUGAUUGGCAUUUAUCAUGAUUGGUGUGAAGCCUUUUCAACAUAUCCAAGGACAUAUGAUCUCAUUCAUGCCAAUGGCCUCUUUAGUCUGUACAAGGAUAAGUAA